Molecule: messenger RNA, 2318 nt
Organism: Paramisgurnus dabryanus
Lineage: Eukaryota; Metazoa; Chordata; Actinopteri; Cypriniformes; Cobitidae
Gene: otx1
Product: orthodenticle homeobox 1
Biological process (GO): multicellular organism development; regulation of transcription by RNA polymerase II
Cellular component (GO): nucleus
Molecular function (GO): DNA-binding transcription factor activity, RNA polymerase II-specific; RNA polymerase II cis-regulatory region sequence-specific DNA binding
Source: RefSeq, a predicted model, not a curated record
CCAUCCGUCUACAUUAGCAAUCACCUUAAACUAGUGACAGACACGAACGAGCAAGCAAGCCAAAGCAGAUGAGUUUGAUGUAUUUGCUUUCAAACACACUCUGAAUACGCUACAAAAAGUCCAGCUAAUGCAAGGCACGUGCGCUAUAUCGACAUUGCCGUAAAUCUGCAGUUUUGAUGAGAGUUUUAGACAUUGUUUAUUUGGCGUGAGGUUUCUCUUUCGAACCGCCUUACUGAACUCUUCCAGUCUUGGAUAUUUUAUCGGCAAAUUUCAAGAAGAGGAGGAUUGGGGGUUUUGAAAAAAGUUACUUAAUUUGGGUCAGUCCUUCGGCAAACUGCAACAUCGGGGGAAAUCGAACUAUUGGCAAGAUCUGGGGGGACCCGUGACUGCCUCUAGCAUGAUGUCAUACCUCAAACAGCCCCCCUACGCCAUGAACGGCCUGGGGCUGAGCGGUGCAGCCAUGGACCUAUUGCACCCAUCCGUCGGAUAUCCAGCAACGCCCAGAAAGCAGCGGCGGGAGAGAACAACAUUUACCCGCUCACAGCUUGAUAUUCUUGAAGCGCUCUUUGCCAAAACUCGUUAUCCGGACAUAUUUAUGAGAGAGGAGGUGGCUCUGAAGAUCAACCUUCCUGAGUCCAGGGUUCAGGUGUGGUUUAAGAACAGGCGUGCAAAGUGUCGCCAGCAGCAGCAGAGUGGCAGCAGUACUAAGGCUCGGCCUGCAAAGAAAAAAUCCUCACCCACCCGGGAGAGCACAGGCUCUGAGAGCAGCGGCCAGUUUACCCCUCCUGCAGUCUCCAGUGCUGGCUCUUCCUCAUCCUCCUCCUCCUCCACCAAUAACGCAGGCAUUAGCAGCACCUCUACCUCUAUCAGUACUGUCUCUUCAAUCUGGAGCCCUGCUAUUUCUCCAGGCUCCGCACCCCCGUCUGUUACUUUGCCGGAGCCUGUCGCUCCCUCAAAUGCCUCCUGCAUGCAGCGUUCCGUCUCAGGCACGGCCAGCUCCUCCUACCCCAUGCCCUACAACCAGACCACCGGCUACAGUCAGGGCUACCCGACUCCUUCUGGUUCCUACUUCAGCGGAGUGGACUGUGGCUCAUAUCUAGCCCCCAUGCACUCUCACCACCACCCUCAUCAGCUCAGCCCCAUGACAGCCUCACCCAUGCCCACACACCCCCAUCACCACAUCAGUCAAUCUUCAGGUCAUCAUCACCAUCACCACCAGGCCUACAGUGGCACUGGCCUGGCCUUCAAUUCUUCUGACUGCCUGGAUUACAAGGACCAAACAGCCUCCUCCUGGAAGCUCAACUUCAACACUACAGACUGUUUGGACUACAAAGACCAAGCAUCUUGGAGGUUCCAAGUUUUGUGAUCUGAUUUAUUUUUUUAAAUGCCCUUCAUUUUUACCAUCUCUCAGUUUUAAUAGUGUGCUGAGUUUAAGCAGAAAAAAAUAUAUGGACUUUCAGAUUUUAACAAUAGUUAGACAUGUCGUCACAUUUGUAAAGUGAGCCCCUUUGUUGAGAGAAAAGAAAGGAAAAUUUAUGGCAAAGUUAUGGAGGGAAAUGAAAGCUAGUUUUCCCUUAUUGUCACCGAAAAGACUAAGAUUUACUCCACGACCCAGGGCUCUGGUACUAAAUCGCUCCACUCUCCUGCCUGAUCUGGAUUAUUGUUAUUCAACACGGGACACUGAAAGCUCAGCGACCGUUUUACAUCCACCUCUCAAACUAUGUACAGUUGUUUCGUUUUCUAAAUAUGGUUAUUUUUUAGGAUGACAGAUUCUAGUCAGCUUAACCGAGCUGAAUUGUGUACAUAUGUAUUUGGGUCAGUUGCAUUGACCAUAUUUAGUUGUGUUGCUGGAUUUCAAAUGGUUUAAUAAGACUUUGAACGACUUUGUGUAAAUCUUUUCCCAAAUAAUCCAAAGAUAAAGAAAUUGGCUGGACUUAUUUGUUAUACUGAAAACCCAGUUUAGUUACCCUCAAAAAAAUCUGGAUUUUUAUAAUAAGAACACGUGUGGAAAAAAUAAUCAAAUUUUGAAAAAAAAGGAAAAGGAAAUUAUGCUUCGGACAUUUAGUAUGGGCGAUAUUUGGCCAUGAUAUUCCAUUAGGUAAACUAGCAUUUGAAGAAUUUUGAGGUGAGACACGGCAUGAUUAAAAUUGUUGGAUGCAUUUAACAGCACUUGACUUACUUGUUCUAAUCGAUAAAGGAUCAUAUGGAUGAGAAAAUGUGAUUUUAAGGAAAACACCCCAAAUACCAGUGAAAUGCUGAAUGUAUGCAGGCGCAGUUCAUCACUUUCAUGUCCGUAAUAAAGUUAACUACCAAUUUUU